This is a messenger RNA of Drosophila mojavensis, 922 nucleotides long. RefSeq names its product adrenodoxin-like protein 2, mitochondrial (gene Fdx2). Gene Ontology annotation, molecular function: 2 iron, 2 sulfur cluster binding. NCBI's taxonomy places the organism in Eukaryota, Metazoa, Arthropoda, Insecta, Diptera, Drosophilidae. The transcript is spliced from 2 exons. The coding region runs from base 169 to 654 and encodes 161 amino acids. The record is from RefSeq and is a predicted model, not a curated record. Gene Ontology annotation, biological process: positive regulation of oxidoreductase activity; P450-containing electron transport chain. Gene Ontology annotation, cellular component: mitochondrion.
UCAGCUAUCAGUUUCCUCGAGUAUUUACCGCAGAGAGCUGUUGCGUGUACCACUAAAAUUUUCUGUUAUUAUAAAGUAAAGUAGUAAUAAAGUCGCCUAUAUUGUCCUACAAGUGGCGUGGUUGCCUGGUGUUAUCUGAUUAGAUAGUUGUUGAAAGCAUACAACGAAAUGUUAGUCAUAAACAGAAUUAGAAAUGCAGCGAUAUUAUCGCUGCGUAACGCUUACAUCCGAAAUUGCUUGAGCAACGAAAUUCGAGCAGCAACAAAUUCCACGCGCACUUUCUCGCUGGGUCUGGCGCUGCGGCAACAAGAUGUUGUGAAUGUGACCUUCGUCAGAGCUAACGGCGAGAAAAUAAAGAGUUCCGGGAAGGUGGGAGACUCGCUACUGGAUGUCGUCGUUAACAACAAUGUGGAUCUGGACGGCUUUGGUGCCUGCGAAGGCACACUGACCUGUUCCACUUGCCAUCUAAUAUUCAAAGAGGCAGACUAUGAAAAGCUGCCGGAAAAGCCAGGAGAUGAGGAAUUGGACAUGCUGGAUUUGGCAUACGAGCUAACGGACACCUCCCGAUUGGGUUGCCAAAUUACACUGACCAAGGACAUGGACGGACUGGAGGUUCAGGUUCCUGCCACAAUAAACGAUGCACGCGCAGCGUAAAUGUGUUCCACUGUUCAAAUUUGUUAAAUUUUUGAGUGCUAUUCGCUAUAGUUAACAUAUUUCAUAGUCCAUUAUUCAACCCAAAUUGUUGUACAAAACAAAGGCUCAGGCGGUUUUUAUUAAGAGUGACUUUUUGCAUAAAUGAAUUUUAAUUGGCAAUUUGUAAAACGAGAGAAUUGUAAAUAUUUAUGUGUUUGUAAAUAAAUAAGUAGAGUAGUUUUGAAAUUUUCAUAAAAUAUGCACAACGUUCUCUAUGUGCGUAUAUAAA